Messenger RNA from Glarea lozoyensis ATCC 20868, 945 nucleotides. RefSeq lists its product as uncharacterized. The record is from RefSeq and is a predicted model, not a curated record. The coding region runs from base 1 to 945 and encodes 314 amino acids. Lineage: Eukaryota; Fungi; Ascomycota; Leotiomycetes; Helotiales; Helotiaceae. The transcript has 2 exons.
AUGUCUACAACUCUCAAAAGCAUUUUCGAAACGCAUAAGACGACCUCCAAAAAGAAAUUGGUUACGAACAGAAGCGUCACCACUUUGAAAAGCACCACCACCGUCACCAAAACUGUUAUAACAGAGCAGAUCAAGACUGAAAGAACAGUAUCUAAGCACAAAACUAGACACAGAUCUACUGUGACGCCAUCAAGACAUGGCAGUGAUUCGAAAGGCCACACAGAUCCCCGACGCCACGACGCUGUUUCCGAAGACAAACGAGGAACACAUCAUCGUUCCCAGCUAUCUAAUAACUACGUACCUAGGAUUCUUAGUGGCCGCCCAAAAUGUAUCCAGAAUGCACCAAUCAUCCAGCCGCAAGGGAUAAAUACCGAACUAUUUUCAAAUAAUAACAGACUUUGUGAUCCUUAUGAGAUCUCUCCUCCAUCUUACUCCGUCCAGAAUUUGGCUCAGCAAUCAUCACAAAGUAUACAACAUGGUGCGAUGUUCGUUGAAGGAGACAACCAUCAAGCAAUCCCCGGCCCAAAUUUCGCCGCCAACCAUGACUUCUACUCCGAGAUAAUAGAGCUGCCAAAUAAUGUUGUCUUAUCAUCCUCAGUUCACACCUCAUUCAAUCCUGGUUCUUCAGUCGGACAUAGAAAUCCUCCCCCACAUCGUCAUGAAGCAACCAGGUUGCAGCAGCUAUCCUCAAUUGGCCAGCAGCAUUACCAACAAUAUCGCCCCGCAGAAAACCGACCAAAAAGCACAUCGGGGUGGCAUGGUCCCACCAAUCAAUUACCAAGCCACUCUGAGAGUUCCAUUUUCAGUAACCUGCAGAACUGGAAUAAUUGUCGCAAUGAGAGUAACGGAUUUGGAUUCAAGGAAGACGAAAUUCUCUCUCUGAGCCAAGACGGAGCUCGUCUCGAUCUUAUGAACGGCUGUAUGCCGCUCGCUCUACUAGAGUAG